Xiphophorus maculatus (southern platyfish) is the source of this 4712-nucleotide messenger RNA. It is a transcript of the gene ano8b, whose product is annotated as anoctamin 8. NCBI's taxonomy places the organism in Eukaryota, Metazoa, Chordata, Actinopteri, Cyprinodontiformes, Poeciliidae. Gene Ontology annotation, cellular component: plasma membrane. The record is from RefSeq and is a predicted model, not a curated record. Bases 226 to 3669 code for a protein of 1147 amino acids. Gene Ontology annotation, biological process: chloride transmembrane transport. Gene Ontology annotation, molecular function: chloride channel activity. The transcript is spliced from 19 exons.
CAGUCAUCAUCGGAGCAGCUCUCUCCAUCUAGCCGCGCAUCCAGCUCCAGAGCCCCGCCAGGAUGAUUCGCCGCCGCACCGACAACCUUCACUUCACUUUCACUCCUCUCCUUUAACAGAGCCCCUUCCUUCACCCAUGCGCUGCCUCUCUCCUGAGAUGCGACACCGCUGCCUCAUUUCCCGGACGAUACCUUCAUCUUGCGUCGCUCCUCGCUGAUAGAGAGCAUGCCCGACGCGGGGACGGGAGGCGCUGCGGCCGCCGAGGGUGCGACCACCUCCGGCGACGGCUCCGAGAGCUCCCGCCACCGACACCGAGCGCAGCAGGGGGACUCGGAGAGGCCGGAGCCGGGUUCUGCCCCGCAACAGAGCUCCUCGGGAGUCCUGGAUAAGUUGUUUGGGAAGCGUCUGCUGCAGGCUGGGAGACACAUCCUGUCUCACAAGUCUUGGAUGAAAACGGUGCCCACGGAGAACUGUGAUGUCCUCAUGACGUUUGCAGACACUACAGAUGACCACACGUUGCUAUGGCUACUAAACCACAUCCGGCUAGGAAUCCCAGAGCUCAUCAUCCAAAUCCGGCAUCAUAAGCACACCAGAGUCUACGCAUUCUUCAUCACUGCUACGUAUGAAAAUUUGCUGCGAGGUGCAGAGGAGAUGGGCCUGAGGAAAGGGGUGAAGCCGGAGUUUGGUGGAGGAGCACGGAGCUUCUCCUGCGAAGAGGACUACAUCUACGAGAACAUUGAGAGUGAGCUGUGCUUCUUCACCUCACAGGAAAGACAAACCAUCAUCAAAUACUGGCUGGACAAUCUACGUGCCAAGCAGGGCGAGGUUCUUCAUAAUAUCAGCUUCCUGGAGGGCCAGCCAAUCCUCCCAGAGCUGAGAGCCAGAGGAGUGAUCCAGCAGGUGUUUCCUCUCCAUGAGCAGAGGAUCCUCAACCAUCUGAUGAAAUCCUGGGUCCAGGCGGUCUGCGAGAAGCAGCCGCUAGACGACAUCUGUGACUACUUUGGGGUGAAGAUAGCGAUGUAUUUCGCCUGGCUGGGUUUCUACACCACCUCCAUGUUGUAUCCUGCUGUGAUCGGCUUUGUGCUGUGGAUGCUCACAGAGUCGGAUCAGACGAGCCGUGACAUCUGCUGCGUGGUGUUUGCGCUGUUCAACGUGGUGUGGGCCACCCUGUUCCUGGAGCGGUGGAAGAGGAGGGGAGCCGAGCUGGCGUACAAAUGGGGAACGCUGGACACGCCCUCCAAAUCACUGGAGGAGCCGCGGCCUCAGUUUCGGGGAGUGAAGCGCUGCAGCCCCGUAACGGGAUGUGAGGAGUUUUACUACCCGCCGUGGCGCAGGCGUGUGUUCAGGUGGCUGGUCAGCCUGCCCAUCUGUAUCCUGUGCCUCUGCUUUGUCUUCCUCGUCAUGCUCAUCUGCUUUGAGCUGCAGGAGUUUGUGAUGGGGAUCAAGGAAAUGCCACGCCUGGCUCGCUUUAUUCCUACAAUCAUGCUUGCUAUCACUGUGAGUGCAUGUGACGAGGUGUACAGGAAAAUCGCCUGCUGGCUCAACGACAUGGAAAACUACAGACUCCAGAGUGCCUAUGAGAAAAAUCUCAUCAUCAAAAUGGUUCUUUUUCAGUUUGUAAAUUCUUAUCUCAGCCUUUUUUACAUUGGAUUCUACCUCAAAGACAUGGAGCGUCUGAAGGAGAUGUUGGCCACUCUGCUCAUCAUCCGCCAAUUCCUUCAGAACGUGAAGGAGGUUCUGCAGCCUUACCUGUACGAGCGCCAUAAGCUGGGGGAGCUGUCAAUGAGAGCCGUGUGGGACCUGGUGUUCUCCGUGUUGCUCAAAUACGCCCGGCUGGCGGCCGGGAAGGUCCAGGCCUUGCCAACGGACCCGACCGUGCCUGGACCCGGACUGAGGGGCACGAGACCUGGAGUGGGGAAUACAGAACGAAGGGAGAAGAAGUGUUUGAACGGCGGCUGUGGAGUGCCUGAUGAGGAGGAGGGAGGAGAGCGGGACGAGGCUGAUAGCGGGAGGUUCAGCGAAGGAGAGACGGAGGAGGAGAACGUGAUAGACUGUGGCCUGAAGCUGAGGAAAGUCAGCUUUAUAGAGAAGGUGGACAGAAGGCCGGCCUGUGGUGGAGCCCCCAUGGAAAACAGCUUCCUGGAGGAAGGGAGCCCCACCAUGGUGGAGAAAGGAAUGGACCCGGCCUCUGUGUUUGAAAUGUGCGAUGACGACGACGAUAAUGGAAUCCAUGAUGUGAAGGACUCGGGAGGGGGUGGCGCCGAGGGGCUCAGUGCUGCCGCUGCAGCCGUUGGAGGCAGCGCCGCCUUGCCGUCUGCCUCAGACGGCGCCGCGUCACUGCGUCACAGAAGAAGAGGCCAGAGCGUAGAGAGGACAGAGCCUAAAACCAAACGGGAGUCAUGGAUGGAUCCUCCGGAGGAGACGGAGAGCAUAACGCUAACUCAGGCUGAGAUGGAGAGCUGCAUGCAGACCUACGCUGACACCUUCCAGGACUACCAGGAGAUGUUUGUCCAGUUUGGCUACGUGGUUCUCUUCUCCUCUGCCUUUCCUCUGGCGGCCAUGUGUGCGCUCAUCAACAACAUCAUUGAGAUCCGCAGCGAUGCCUUUAAGCUGUGCACCGGGCUGCAGAGGCCGUUCGGACUCCGAGUGGAGAGCAUUGGCCAGUGGCAGACGGCAAUGGAAGCCAUGGGCCUGAUUGCCAUCAUAGUGAACUGUUACCUGAUUGGUCAGUGCGGUCAGCUGCAGCGGCUCUUCCCGUGGCUCAGUCCGGAGAUGGCCAUCAUCUCUAUUGUCAUCCUGGAGCACUUUGCGAUCCUCCUGAAGUACAUCAUCCAUGUGGCCAUUCCUGACAUUCCUACAUGGGUCAUGGAGGAGAUGGCGAAACUGGAUUACCAGCGAAGGGAGGCUUUUAAGAAGCAUGAGCGGCAGGCGCAGCAGCAUUACCAGCAGUUGCAAAGGAGGAAGAGGGAGGAAGAGGAGAGGCAAAGGCAGGCAGAGCAUAUGGCGCGCAGGGAGAGGGAGCGGGAUGACAGCAAAGGUGACCCGUCUGGGGAUCACCACCAUGACAAAAUUCACGGGAGCAAAUCUCGCUCUGGAGGCAGUGGAGGAGGCGGGGCCAGCGGUUCUGACAAACCCAAGAGGCCCAGCUCCCUGCUGGGCAACAACAACGUGAUGAAGCUGAAGCAGAUCAUCCCACUGCAGAGUAAGUUCUCCUCCAGCGGCGCGCGUUCCCCGCAGUCGCCCACCGGCAGCGAGCCAAAACUCCCCGGGUUCCUCAGCUUCAAGUUCCUCAAGUCACCCGAGAACAAGAAGGAAGGAGCCGCCGCUGCUGCCGCUGCCGCCGCAUCUGCUGCAGCCAGCACCAACACAGCCGCAGCAUCAUCAUCAUCAUCCUCAUCAUCAUCCUCAUCAAGUAGCAGCUCUCAGGAGCGUUCUCAGUCACCCAGUAAGGCCUUCAACCCUGGAAAACUGUUUAACUUUGGGAAAUCCGAAGGGGGAGCGUGUGUGAACGGGGCUCCGCCGCCCAGACCCGGAGACGGAAUGUCGUCGGAAAGACAAGCCUCCCGCUCUGACUUGAACGGUGUUCCCGAUGAGAUCCCUUCUCCUCCGGGGGAGGGAUCUGAGAACGGACAUGCUGCAGAUUUGGACCUGGCCAGUUCAAAAAUCUAGCAGCUCUGGAAGAGGAAAACUACAUAUCAGCCGGAGUUGAUGUGCUUUACUGUGAGAAAAGGCCCGAAAAGUUCCUGUUUGUGCAGAGGGAAGCAAACAGGAAAAGAUGAAUCCGACGGAAGAUGACUGUUGUUCCGGUCAGGUUUCUUGCAGAGAGACAAAAAUAAUCUGGCUUUGUACGACAGACACAAGUCCUUCUGUCAUGACCGACUAAAUCACACUCACUCAAAUUCUUCCUUGUCUGCAAUACGUAAAGAAAUGCAUGAGCUGCAUUUCGACUAUUUUAAGCCUUUAAAGCAGAGAGCUAUGUUUCCUGAUUUCCUUUAGUCAGAAAUUGUAAGCAUCUUGGUGGCCUCACGCGGAAAAAAAUAAACAAAUAAAAAGCCAGUUGUGAAAGGAUAGGGGUUAAAAACAAACAUGGAAAGAUUUCCAGACUUCAUCCUUCCCAACACAAGUAGAUAUUUUAUCUUUCUUUUUUUUAUUGUGAUUAAUUUUUGGGCCCUUCUCUUUUGUAAUGAAGCAGAUAAAUAGAAAAGCAAUAUCAGUCAGUGUUUUAAUGAUUCUCAGCAGUCACAGCAUAAAUCACCAGCUUUAUUUUGAAAGCAGCGGUGAUGUCUGAGCGUUCAGUUUCCUUCCCUUUCUGUAACAGAUUAAAAAAAUCACAAAGUAAAGAGCUUAGUAAUUCAAAUCACCUGUACCGACAUUUUCCCCAGGAGAAAUUUAGAGGCAGCGGCUGAAGGUGAUGUUUGGGAAAGUGGAGCAUGGAUGAUGCCUGUAGUGAGCCGGGUAAACACAGAUGGCGCUCCGUUUCACACACUCCAAUCUGACUGGAGUGUGUGAGGAGGUAAAGAGAAGAAAGUUGCACUAAACCCCAACGAGAAGCUUGAUUCCAGCCUGAUUCAUUACAUUACAGUAUGUUACACAAAAUCUUUUUGUUUUUAGUAUCCACUGCUCCCUCCACACUUAUUCUCUCUUGAUGUGAUGAAGCUUUGAAAUGAAUUAAUCUUUCCCUAAAGCUGAAUGAUCCCACAGUAAAAGCUAUA